Molecule: messenger RNA, 4075 nt
Organism: Coregonus clupeaformis (lake whitefish)
Lineage: Eukaryota; Metazoa; Chordata; Actinopteri; Salmoniformes; Salmonidae
Product: regulator of G-protein signaling 22-like
Exons: 18
Coding region: 188-3793 (1201 amino acids)
Biological process (GO): regulation of signal transduction
Molecular function (GO): G-protein alpha-subunit binding
Source: RefSeq, a predicted model, not a curated record
GAUCCUAAAAGAAAGAGUACCCUUGUUUAUUCAAAGUGACUGCUACUUUGAGUACAGGUUAGCGAAGCUGCUUUCUCAGUGGGGCUCUCGGAGCUGGAACCAGAAGAGGGAUGGCGUCUCAGUCCAACACCCUGUCACCACAGAGCCCGUCUGUCCUUCCCCUGGGCCUGAUGACAGAGAGACCCUGAUGAAGGUCCUCUAUGUCUCACUGGGGCAGGCCUCAGUAACAGACGUGUUGACUAUGGCUGAGGUCAAGGACAAGCAGCAUCCUGUCUUUACCCAGUCUGUGAAAACCCCAGUGUGCUCCCUGGGCCGGGAGGGACGGAGGGGUCUGACCUCAGCCUGCUUCUCCUGCAUCCCUGACUCAGAGUCCUACGCCCUCUCUUCCUCACUCCUCGUCCCCCGUCCUCUCUGCUCUUCAGUUGUAGACUGGGACAGGAGACAGGGAGCCCACAGCCCAAACCAGGAGAUGACAGUCUACCACACAGAGACAGAGGCAGGAACUACAGAUCAGGGUAAUGGGGACCCCAACCCCCAGAAUCCCUCCUGUUAUAGUCCAGUAGAACAGCUUGCUGUCAGUCUGAUGGAGCGGAUACUGAGAGAUGUGGGGACAGAGAUGGACGACAGACAGGUCACCAUGGGGACAGAGAUGGACGACAGACAGGUCACCAUGGAGACAGAGAUGGACGACAGACAGGUCACCAUGGGGACAGAGAUGGACAAGAGACAGGUCACCAUGGUGACAGAGAUGGACGACAGACAGGUCACCAUGGGGACAGAGAUGGACGACAGACAGGUCACCAUGGGGACAGAGACGGACGACAGACAGGUCACCAUGGUGACAGAGAUGGACGACAGACAGGUCACCGUGGGGACAGAGACGGACGACAGACAGGUCACCAUGGGGACAGAGAUGGACGACAGACAGGUCACCAUGGGGACAGAGAUGGACAAGAGACAGGUCACCAUGGUGACAGAGAUGGACGACAGACAGGUCACCAUGGGGACAGAGACGGACGACAGACAGGUCACCAUGGGGACAGAGACGGACGACAGACAGGUCACCAUGGGGACAGAGACGGACGACAGACAGGUCACCAUGGGGACAGAGACGGACGACAGACAGGUCACCAUGGGGACAGAGACGGACGACAGACAGGUCACCAUGGGGACAGAGACGGACGACAGACAGGUCACCACGGGGACAGAGAUGGACAAGCGACAGGUCACCCUGGGGACAGAGAUGGACAAGAGACAGGUCACCAUGGUGACAGAGAUGGACAUGAGUUGGAGUAGCAGCAGUAGCAGUGGUGAGGAGACAGGUGGUCCCCACACAGAGAGCCCCUGUGAGGGAGGUCCAGCCGCCAGCCACAGCAGACUGGAGGAGCAGGAGGAGGGUGGAGUGUCAGAGGAGGAUGACCCUGACCUUAGCUUCUAUGAUGGCUAUGGUAGUAUCCAUGGUGAUAGACAGGGUCUUGGUGAGUUUAAGGAGUUCUUAAAGGGAACACCAGGAGAGAAGCUGUUGCGUCUGUGGAUGGAUAUAGAGAGACUGAACACCCUACAGGACGGUAGGAGGAAAAACAGGCAUUUGGUCCAGAUGCGUAGCUGCUACCUGCUGACCAGUGGCCAGAGCAGUCUGAAUGGUGAGCUGUUGACCAGACUGGGUCUCUCUACCUCCCCCUGCUGGAGAGAGAACAGACUGCAGAGAGCACAGCCCCGCCUCACUGAGGCACUGCUCUGCUACUGGGGCCCAAGGUUCAGGCUGAGUCAGAGAGCAGCAGAUCCUCUCAGACUGUCACUGUGGAGGAAGAGACCGCUAUGCUAUCCCUCUGGUGUCGACCCUAACCCUCGUUACACCACCCUGCACCCUCUCACCUGUAUACCUAGACCCACCAUCUGCCCAGACACCUCUCUACCCAGGGACAGAACCCCCACACCAGGACACACACAGACAGGUUCUGCCAGCAGCAGAAGCAGCAGCAGUCGUCCUGUUCUAGGGGACAGGAGGAUGGAGAGGAUGUUGCAGGCCCUACAUGUGGACUCACGGGCCGGGUUCUACUUCACACACUUCUGUGAACGCUCUGGAAACCAGCUGUGGGAGAAUGCCGUGCACUUCUGGUGGGAUCUGCAGCAGUACCACCAGCUCUUCUACCAAGAUGGAUUGGAUCCCUACAGGGUACAGAGACAGGCUCAUUUGCUUUAUUCAACCUACGUGUGCAGUGCAGCCUGUAGGAGCAUUGGGGUGGAGGAGGAGAGCAGAGGGAAGGUGUAUACCUGUCUCACUCCCCCGUUUGAGGAGCUGUUUGACGGGGUGGAGGAACACACUCUGACUCUCCUCCUGGAGCCCUGGACACUGCUCACCACCAGGGACACAGACACCUACCAGAAGGUGGGUGUCUGGGAGGAGGCUCGCCAGGUGGAGACAGAGCAGUACAGACGACUGCAGACACUGUAUGAGGAGGCAGUUCACAGACUGGAACAGCAUGCUGUGGCCCAGGCCUGCAGGCCCCCUCCUCCACCACUAGAGGUCCCCAGGUCUCCAGCUAUGUGGUCUGCCGUCCCAGAGAGGUACAGAGGGUACGGGCUGGGCUCUCUGCUAGGACACCGCAUGGAGCUACAACACUUCACAUCCUUCCUGCAGGACCACAACGCCAGUAUACAUCUGGCUUGCUGGCUGGAUAUAGAGCAUUACAGGAGAAUCCCCCAUAAAGACAAGGCCCAGAGAGAGGACGAGUCUAGACUCAUUAAGGACAAAUACCUCAACAGGAAAUACUUAUUUGGGCCUGACAGUCCUGCCACCAGACACCAACAGGAUGAGAGCAUCAUCAGGAACCACAUAGAAACAAGAUGGCUGCCUGUCUUCCUGACUACGCCGGCGUUCACUGAGAGACAGCAGCAGAGAGUCAAGCCUCUGCGUAAAGACGGGGUGUUGGACCAGGUCUACCAGCGACACAGGAACAAGAGAGAGGUGUGGAAGCAGAGGGAGGGGACGUGGAUGACCUCUGCAGGGGAGAUCCUGGCUCUCCGGAGGGCCCUGCUCAACCCCAUCACAUGUCAUCAGUUCCGGCGCUUCGUCUCUCUGAAGGGAGACUUCCUGGAGAAUGACAUCUUGUUCUGGCUGGAGGUCCAGAGGUACAAGGAUCUGUGUCACUCCCACUGUUUGGAGGCUGUGGUCCAGGACAAGGUGUCCACCAUCAUCAGCUGUUUCAUCCAGUCCUCCAUCCCCCCGGCCCUGCAGAUAGACAUCCCCCCAGAGCAGGCAGCACACAUCCUGGAGAGGAGGAGGGAGAUGGGGCCCUACGUCUUCAGAGAGGCUCAGAUGUGUGUGUUCAGUGAGCUGCUGAAGCUGUGGCCAGAGUUCUUGUCGUUCAGCAGCAGUGUGGAGGAGGAGGAGGUGCUGCCAGUGCUGGAGAACAGGAUGAACAAACAGAACGCUAAACUACAGCGCCGCAGGAGGAGAGAGGAGGAGGAGGAAGAGGAGAGGAGAGCCCAGGAGGAGGUGGAGAGGUUUUCAGAGGAGGAGAAACACAGAGGACUACAGGAGAGCAGAGAGCUGCUUUACCCUAGCCAACAGUUGUCUUGGUCCUACUCUAAGUAUAUGGUAGCCCUGGAGAGAGAGGAGGUGCUGCUGAGGAGACAGGCCCAGCUGGGAGUCACCUCCUUCUCCACUGGGACAGACUCGUCCUCUGCCCACAGUCUGAAGUCGAAGGGCAGCAGACAGUCCAGACAGAGCCAACACCAUGCCCAGCAGUGCUCUGUCCUCUCCCCCAGGACAGACAAUGGGCUUGUUUGAGUGGUAAGGCUGAAGCCACCGACUGCAGACGGAUCGUCGAGAAAUUGAGUCCGGGGAGGUGCAUCUGCUACAGCCUAAAGUCUGUCCGACAGGCAAGGCUCAGUGCAACACGGAAGUGUUGCCAUUGUUUAUAAAAGUUAUUGUUUGUAAUGUCUAAAUGAACGUCUCCAUCCCCCAUAUCACACACUGUAAAUGUGUGUAACCUACAUUGUACUAGGAACUGGGGAGAGAGCGCCUCAAAUAUCACAUUCAUUUGUACAUACAGUGCCUUGCAAAAGUAUU